AUGACAGUGAAAGUGUUUUUCGCCAUAAUGUUUUUUGCUUUGUUACUACAAAUUGUAGUUUUAGAAAGAAUUUCAGCAUCUGCACGGGCAUUCAGUCAUUACAAUUCUUUUCCUUCUGUACAUCAAGCAACAAUGCACUUUAAUAUGGCUAAGCGAAUGAAAGACUUAGAAACCCGCAUCAAUGCCAUGAAAGAGAAACAUUUACAGCAACAUAAGGACAUGAUGAAACGCAUGAAUCAACUCCGGAAACAAAUGAAUCAAGAACAUAAUGAAGAAUCUUUUCCACAUAACGAGCUAAGUCACACCUUAAAACCAGUUACAGUCCAACCAGUAUCUAAUUACCAUAGUGAUUUAACACAAAUAAAAACACCGGCGACAGAAAUAAAAAAUACAAGCGAACAAAUAUUUCACGAUCCAAAGAAACAAGAUGCCAAAAAUGACGUAUUAAAUACAUUUACGAUUCCUCCGACAUUAGCCCCGCAAAGUGAUUUUACAGAAACAAAAAGACCUACGGAGGAAAAUGCAAACACAAUAACCGAACAACCGUUUAAAAACCAAAAUGAAAACAUUCUACACCCUUUAAAUAACAUUUCAAUGGAUACCGUUAAUAGCAAAGACUCCGCCGUAGAAGAUUUCGACAUAGAUAUCCGUGAUGGUUUUAUUUAUAACUCAACUAAAAACGUCAAUCCUGGCCUAAAGAUAAAUCCCCUCAUUAUAGAAUUCCUU
Molecule: messenger RNA, 726 nt
Organism: Brenthis ino (lesser marbled fritillary)
Lineage: Eukaryota; Metazoa; Arthropoda; Insecta; Lepidoptera; Nymphalidae
Source: the annotation of a GenBank genome assembly